Bipolaris victoriae FI3 is the source of this 363-nucleotide messenger RNA. RefSeq lists its product as hypothetical. The transcript has 2 exons. The coding region runs from base 1 to 363 and encodes 120 amino acids. The record is from RefSeq and is a predicted model, not a curated record. NCBI's taxonomy places the organism in Eukaryota, Fungi, Ascomycota, Dothideomycetes, Pleosporales, Pleosporaceae.
AUGGUAGAGAAGGUGCUUGCGGCUGGGCCCUUGACGUCGAGACCAGGAAAUGCUCGACGCGGGACAUGCGGGUCGACGCGGAGAUGCCGUCGCAGGCUCGCAGUUGGGCAUGAAGAUCUCAGCGGGCGGAGGAUUGAGCGAGGACAGAGGUUGGGCCUGGGUUUGGAUCGAGGUGGUGUUCCUGGGGCCGUCGUUCGACAUCAGGUAGCGACUGGGGGCAGCGGCUCCAGGUGCCUGACAUGUGUCCGGAGGGGUGGGACAUGGCUGGUUCGGUGUAGUGCGAACGCGCGGUACCGACUCGAGCUGGCGGUAAUGGUGGCAGCCUUUGUUCGCAUCUGUGCUGGCUGGGCUGAGCGUGACUGA